Molecule: messenger RNA, 1755 nt
Organism: Rhizoctonia solani
Lineage: Eukaryota; Fungi; Basidiomycota; Agaricomycetes; Cantharellales; Ceratobasidiaceae
Product: vacuolar protein
Exons: 9
Coding region: 1-1755 (584 amino acids)
Biological process (GO): nucleotide catabolic process
Cellular component (GO): cytosol
Molecular function (GO): hydrolase activity
Source: RefSeq, a predicted model, not a curated record
AUGCAACCUGAUGCCACAGCCAGCUCAUCUUGGCCUUCAGCUCCACUUGAAUGGGGAGAUAUUAAUUUUUUGCAUACUACCGAUAGUCAUGGCUGGUUGCUCGGUCACACUAAAGCUUCGCAGCCGGAACCAAACUACUCGGGGGAUUUUGGAGAUUUCGCCUCUUUCGUUGUGAACAUGAAGCAAAUUGCGGACAAAAAGGGGGUUGAUCUUUUACUUGUGGACUCGGGUGAUUUGCACGACGGCACAGGCCUCUCUGAUGGGUUCCCUCCAGGUCAGAUUGAUGGUCAAGAGAGCAACAAAUUUUUCUUUGAUGUACCCUACGAUGUCUUGGCCAUUGGAAACCACGAGUUGUACCAGUAUCCUAUCGCACUCGACAUGCAUCAAAAUUUUGCCCCCAGGUGGAACGGCCGUUAUUUGUCUUCCAAUGUUAACAUCACCUAUACGGACAAGAACGGAAGUCUAGUCGAUACACCAGUCGGUGACCGAUUUGUCAAGUUUCGAACCAAGCACAAACGCAAGGUUACUGCAUUUGGUGUUUUAUUUGAUUUCACAGGUAAUGCCGCAAACACAACUGUUCAAAAGGUUUCCGCCAUGGUUAACGAGGCUUGGUUCAAGGAUGCCAUCAAGGAAGAACCCGAUCUUUUCUUACUUGUGGGCCACAUGCCUGUACAAAAGGAUAACUGGCCGAUAGUUUUUAACGCAAUCCGUGCGGUCCAUCCCACAACUCCAAUUUUUAUUUUUGGUGGCCAUACCCAUAUUAGAGACUGCGUCCAACUUGAUUCUCGUAGUAUGUCAUUGGAAAGCGGUCGAUAUAUGGAGACCGUUGGCUGGAUGAGCGCCAAGCUUCCCAAAGCUAGCAACUCAUCUGCUCCGCUUAGCUUAACAAGACGAUACCUAGACCCGAACCGAAAUACAUAUACCUAUCACACUCAAACUAAGCGAUUCGAUACGUCAAAAGGAAAGAAGAUCACUGACGGAGUCAGCGCGCUCGCCAAGGCCUGGAACCUGACACAAGUAUACGGAACCGCCCCACAAGAUUACUACCUUAGCCGCACACCUUACCCGUCUAAUUCAUCAGUUUUGACCCUUCUUGUUAACGAAGUCAUUCCCAAGGCAUUGGCUAUCGGUAACCCAUCUCGCGCGUCUGUUCCCAACACGGUGAUUGUCAACUCGGGCUCUCAGCGUUUUGACCUAUAUGCAGGGCCAUUCACGCGUAACGACCAGUUCAUUGUGUCUCCAUUCAACGAUGCAUUCCUAUAUUUCCAGGUUCCAGCUGGCAUUGCCCGUGAUGUUUUGGACAAGCUCAACGAAAAGGGAGCCCACAAAAGAAGGGAGGUAGAGGAUCCCAACGCUUAUUCUCGGGGUGAAGUCGACCAUCGGUUCAACGAAUGGAAGCGCAGCCAGUAUGAGCGUACAUAUUACGAGCGAGAGACAGCGAAUUUGACUCUAGGAUAUGUGACGACUGAUAGUUGUCCAGGAAUUGGUGACGAUACUCUUCACUCCCCUAUUCCAUAUUAUGACGCACCCGGAUACAUUGCCUCUCCCCUUCCCUCCGGACUUUCGGACGAUACGCUUGUGGAUCUAGUCUUCCUCGACUUUUUUGAGUCGGAUGUGCUCCAGAUCGUCAACGCCUUGUCGAUCGGGACCGGCAAGACAUACUCUGGAUCCGACGUCCAACAGUAUGGCUCAGGUGAUCUGCUAACAAACACAAUCUAUAGCAUCUUUGCCACAGCAGAGUGGAACCGAGUUUAA